Messenger RNA from Morchella importuna, 939 nucleotides. RefSeq lists its product as uncharacterized. The record is from RefSeq and is a predicted model, not a curated record. The transcript has 3 exons. NCBI's taxonomy places the organism in Eukaryota, Fungi, Ascomycota, Pezizomycetes, Pezizales, Morchellaceae. Gene Ontology annotation, cellular component: RAVE complex. The coding region runs from base 1 to 939 and encodes 312 amino acids.
AUGGCCACAACAAUCUACCCCCCAAUCUCCCCCGCCGAGCUCCUCCAGCAGGAGGACCUCUCCGCCUCCAACGAACUAACCUGGCUCCUCACCACCCUCCCCGACACCCUCCACUCCCUCCGCCACGGCCUGCACAGCUGCCGCACCCUCCUCUCCCCACACACAACCUCCACCCUCGCCCUCACCUCCCCGCGCAGCGAGGCCCUCAAAGGCUUCGUCACCCGCGCCGGCCCCACAAUCACAAAGGGCGACAUCACCGCCAAGCUCCACGGCCUCCCACCCAAACACAAGCUGACCCUCGCGCGCGACCUACACAUCGAGCAGCUCACCGACGUCAAGAACCACGUCCGCGAGUGCCUGGCCCUCCUCGGCCCCGAGGGCGCCGAGGCGGCAUGGCUCGGCCGCGGCCGCGACGGCGCGGCGGGCGCGCUGCGCAAGAUGCGCGUGUUGAGGGGCGGCAUUGCGGCUGCGCGGGCGGCGCUGAAGGGGGCGAGGCCUGCCGCGCUGUUUCCGUGCCGCGCGGUGGAUCCGAGGAUAUUCGACCCCCCGCUACCGCCGCUGCUGGCGUUCGAUCUAUACAUCACCGAAGCGGCGCUAACCGCGGAGCUGCGCACGCUGGAGCCAGUUGCUGUGGGCAGCGUCGACGGCGGUAGUGCCCCAGGGGGCGGGUUUGGGUUUGGGCAGCGGUUUGCGGCGGCGGUGGGGCUGCGCGGGGGCGUGGGGAUGGGGAUGGGGGGAGGGGGAGGGGAGGCGGAGGGCGCAGAGGUGUUUGUGUAUCGCGGCGCGAGCGUGCGCGUGAGGGAGCGGAUCAAGGUCGAGAGCCAGGACCCGAAUCUGAUGGCGGUGUGGGCGAAGCUAGGGGGGCUGGAGCAUGCGCUGGUGGGCGCGAUUAAGAGUUUGGAGAUGGUGGCGGGGGCGGCGGGUGUGGUGGUGGUGUAG